AUGCCGAUCGGUGGAAAUAAUACUGAACCACAUAAGAAACGUUCAAAUAAAAAACGAACUCUUAAACAAACGUCAAAAUCAAAACGACGAAUAACAGAAAAAAAUGAAGCAAAAAAUUCUAAAAAAAUGCUUGUAAUGAAUGUAUUAAGUGAUGCAACACUUGAAAAUGAUCGUAUUGAACAAUAUAAAGAACUUCGACGACAACGAUAUUCUGAAGCUCGACAACAAGCGAUUGAAACUAUAGUUGAAAAAAUGAAAAAAACAACUUACUAUCCCAGAGAAAUAAAUGAUGAUCUUACUCGGUGA
Molecule: messenger RNA, 306 nt
Organism: Rotaria sp. Silwood2
Lineage: Eukaryota; Metazoa; Rotifera; Eurotatoria; Philodinida; Philodinidae
Source: the annotation of a GenBank genome assembly